Molecule: messenger RNA, 3606 nt
Organism: Aplysia californica (California sea hare)
Lineage: Eukaryota; Metazoa; Mollusca; Gastropoda; Aplysiida; Aplysiidae
Source: RefSeq, a predicted model, not a curated record
CUGGAUUCAAACCCCACUCUUAUUGAUCUCCGUUCAGAUGAUGACCCCCUUGAAGGCAUCAACAACAGGCUGGAGGAGGUCCAGUCUAUGGUCAAGCCAAAAGCGGAACUGUCUGGAUUUAUCGAAGAUAUGGAUCCCGAGCAGAGAGAGCGCAUUUAUAGAAUUACCAACAUGGAUUUUCAUACCGUGAGCAAAGAACGCAGGAAAAACUGGAAGAAAUCAGAUUUCAUCAAGCAUGCUUUCCGAAUGGUUCGCAUGAUGACCCUUGCGACUAGUCGAAGCAAAAGACCAUGCGGAAACAAAGACAAAUCUACAAAAAGGGCAAAGUCCAGCAAGUCAAAGCCAGUAUCAGCUUUGAAUUGCAAGAGGUAUUGGAAACAAAUCCAGUCUACAGAACACAAGACCAUAUCAAGAGGGUGACAUGGUUGCUGAAAACAACGAAAGCUUUCAAACACCUUUUUCCCACUGAGAUGAUUGAGGAGGUGGCCAAAGUGGUGGCAUAUGACAGGUAUGAUGACAACCGCCAUAUUGCAUACCAAGGGAGACCACCGGAAAUGUUCUAUUACGUGCUUGCUGGUAGAAUCCACAAAUUGCGGGAGUACAAGCUCACCUCUGGCUGUGUCAACAAGCCAAUGGGCUUCAUGCAUAAGGGAUCUACCUCAGACCCAGAGGAAAUGGAACAUCAGUGGAACCGUGAGUGCCAUCUAGUGUCCAAAGGCCCAGUGGAGGUGCUGGUCUUGUCAAGAGAGGACUUUACAAGGCUUCAACAUACAACACAAGGGCCACCAAUAGACUUUUUAUAUUCUAUAGAUCUGUUCAAGGAGUUUCCAUGUGAAAUGUUCAUUGACAACGAAGAUGCCAUUAUUUACAAGUAUUAUGGGCAAAACAGGGUGAUCACCCCUAAUGUCAACCGGACAGCCUGGCUUCAUGUGGUAAAAUCUGGUCAUGUCAAAGUGGUGAGGCGACAGACGGUGGUUGACGUACGGGGAGACACGAAGUUCCAAAGCAAGAACUCCGAGGACUUGGGUUGUGGGCGCUCCUUCAGCCAUGCGAAAGCUAUGCUGGGGAACUUGAUUAGUCAACGGAAGAUGAAGAACCUGACGGACAUUUCUUUACCUGAUCUGAUGAAAAGGCGGAGUACAACUCUACUGGAGGCAGGCAUGAGAGGCGGCAGAAGCAAGAAGAAGCCAGUUUUAAAACUGACCACACCCAUCAUUCGAGAAAUCCCCGCCCCCAAGACAGAGGUCACGGGAGAAAUGGGUGACGUCAAUGGGGAAACUUUGAAGAAUCCUCAAAAAGAUUUCUCCCUGCCUCCCAUCAUUGUUGGAAAUGGAGAACCUGGCACCUCGUCCACGGUGCAAAACGGUGCCACAUCCCCCCGAAGUAACGGAGUGACAUCACCGCGAGCUGUGAAUCGUUUGGCUCUUUCUCUCCCUAAUGGUGUCAUCGUUGACCCCAGCAAGACUGGAGGAAUUCAGCCACAUGGAACUUUCCUGACACGGGAAAAGACAGCAGCGGAAAUUGAGGCCAUGUUUCUUCAGAAACCCAAAAAGGAAGUGCCACUGCGGAAAACAUGUGUACAGCUGGAUCUUCUGAAACCUGGGGACGUCUUUCACACUGGGAUAACCGCUAAGGAUUUGGGCUUGGAAACACUUGAGCUGCCUACCAUACAAAAGAUAGAGGGUCCUCCUUUGUGCUUGGUCAGUGAUGGUGCUGAGGUCAUCAAAAUCUCCAAACGAUUUUUUCUUCAGCAUGCUCAGAACAACACAAUGCUCCGGGUGGAAACUAUGCAACGAUCGUACCUAUCAACUGAUGAAGCCAAGGACAUUCUCUUUGACAAGGAGACAUGGGGCCAGUACAAGGAGGCCCUGAUGAAGAGACUUAUUGCUGGACUUCCCAGAUAGAAAGCAAACUUAUUAUUAGUAUUAUUAUUCUUCUUCUUCUUAUUAUUAUUAUAAUAAAUAGAGUGGAGUGGCCCAAUCUUCCCUUUUGUGGUAUACUUGGGGAUUUGAUUUUCAGAUUAGUUUUCCUUUCUGCGUAACUGGCUUUUAUUUUCCAGAUCAAACCUAGUCAAUACCUGGCUAGCGACGCAACUUAAGCUCACUCUAUACAGUUUGAGUAUCUAAAUGAUUGUGAGGUGUAUGUUUAACAGGUUGCAGCUGUUAUCAUGCUGCACUGAGAUCAAUGACUAUUAACAUCAGUGGAAUGUCUAGUCUACCAAACACAAUCCAUAGUUACUAGUACAGUUUUUAAAACUAUUUUUUAAGUGAAUUCAUGGCGAAACUAAAUCAGAAUGGGGAGUUGGUGGUCUUGUGGUUAGGAUAUUGGGCUCCCGACUGAAAGGUCAUGAAUCCUGUUAGGGGCCAAAGGUUGUGUGCUUUGAAAAGACACUGGACACGAAUGUUCCUCACUUUUUCCAGGUGGGAAUGGGUACCUGACUAUUCAUAGACAGCAAAAGAUCUUGUCAGUUCGUUAGUGUCUGAGAGCUUAUUCGGCUAUAUGCACUGUGUGCAUUCCGGUAAGCUGAGAACUUUAUUGAGUGUUUAGAGAUUUGCUGGGAUGAUGAUACAGAUCACAGAGUGCAUAGGUUUUGCUGUUGAGUGAGAAUAUGCGCUAUACAGAUGCUAUUUAUUUUUCAUUUUUUUAGGGAAAUACCUGUCACUGAGAAAAUAAUCCUUUAGACUUUCACGUGUGUUACUAUGGGUCCAUAUACUUUGUUCCAAUCCGUGAAUUGCCGGCGUCUGUGUUGUAUUGAUAAGAUUUGUAGCCGUAGCAGGUAAAAGAUAAGAGUUCGAUUCUUUCGUAGGGAAGUAAAAUUUUAAAGUAUUGAUUUUAAGUGUGUACGUCUGCUGAGAUUCUGUGACUCACACUGCCCAAAUUGGAUGACCCUAACGAUAGGCAAGGAUAUGCAGCAGUUCAGAUAUAUGUGUCUCGACACACUGGAAUGAGGUGAUUGUCAUUUUGGGGACAGAUUAUAGAGUGUGUGCAUAAUGUUAAAGCGUGUUCAUGUGCCUUGCUUUUAAUGAAAAAAACCACCUCAGUUUGUCUAUCUUGAGUAGAAGUCGAGAUAUGUGUACGUAAUUGAAGAAGGUAGGGAACUCCUGGUGUCAGAGGUAAAAUUAGUAAGAAAAGAGUUGCCGGAGUGCUUAUUCGAUGUAGGUGUUUUAUGCACCAAUAGGACACAAUUUAGAUCAUUUGACAGGAAGUGGGCUUCGACCCUGCUCGUUAGGGAUAACCCUGCCUGAUAAAGGGAAACAACGUCACGAAAGAAAGACCUAGAUGCUUAAUAAUUUUUUUUCACACAGGGAUUGUGAACUCAGUUCUUCUGCAUGCGGUGACAAAGCACUCAACUCCUACACCACAGACUCUGGUGAAAAAAACUCAGCAUUACGUAUAUUAUUUUUGUAUUUAUUGAUAGCGGUACUGUGAUAUGAUGUCUACAUGACCUUGGUGUCGUAAGUUGGGUGUUUUUUGUGAUGUUCCCAUUGAUAUUCAAUAAUAUGCUUAUUAUGUAAAGUAUGGUUGUCAAGGUAUUUAAAUGAAAAAGAGAGUGGGAGAGAUGUAGGAAGUGAGAUAUCGAGAGAAAGGUUCAGUUAGAUAGAUAGA